Messenger RNA from Panicum hallii, 2017 nucleotides. Its product is annotated as 2-succinylbenzoate--CoA ligase, chloroplastic/peroxisomal. Gene Ontology annotation, molecular function: medium-chain fatty acid-CoA ligase activity. The record is from RefSeq and is a predicted model, not a curated record. Gene Ontology annotation, biological process: fatty acid metabolic process. Lineage: Eukaryota; Viridiplantae; Streptophyta; Magnoliopsida; Poales; Poaceae. Bases 117 to 1793 code for a protein of 558 amino acids. The transcript has 10 exons.
GUUAUCUGCCUCCUGUGGCCGCAACAUGACCGCUCUUCUCCGCCGUGCCGCGUCUGCAAAGUCGCGUCAAACCGGCGUACUAAUACCACCACGGUCGACGGAGGGAGGCGACGGCGAUGGCGCGGCAUUGCCAGGGCCACAUUGCGCAGUGCCUCGGCGGCAUCCUUGCUCGCCGCGGCGGCGCCACCGUCGCUGUGGACUCAGGCGGUCGCAGCAUCACCGGCGCGGAGUUCGUCGACGGCGUGCGGAGGCUGGCCGCGGGGCUCGUCGACCGCGGGGUGCGCCCCGGCGACGUCGUCGCCGCCGUCGCCUUCAACAGCAUCCAGUACGUCGAGCUGUUCCUCGCCGUCGCACACGUCGGAGCAAUCAUCGCCCCUCUCAACUACCGCUGGAGCUUUGAGGAGGCGGCGCAGGCGCUGGAGCUCGUUGAGCCAACGGCGUUCAUCUUCGCCGGCGUCUUCAGCUCUUGGGCGCUCCGACUGACGGCCAGCAACAAGUAUUCAUCCAUUGGCCUCUACCUCAUUCUGGGCCUGGGGGACGCUUGCAGCACAGGCCAUGCUGCAAACUUUGGAUUAGUUGAUCACAUCAAGAGGAGCGUGAGAGGACCUAUAGCGGCAGAGCCCGUAUCCGCUCCAAGGGAUGUUGCUUUGAUAUGCUUCACAUCUGGUACUACUGGACGACCAAAGGGUGUAGCGAUAAGCCAUACAUCUUUGAUCAUUCAAUCCCUAGCAAAGAUCGCCAUUGUUGGCUACGGUGAGGAUGAUGUCUACCUGCAUACAGCACCUCUGUGCCAUAUCGGUGGGAUCUCCUCAUGCAUGGCCAUCCUGAUGGCUGGAGGCUGUCAUGUCCUGAUACCGAAAUUUGAUGCCAAAUCAGCUUUCGAUGCCAUCAAGGAACAUGGAGUAACUUCUUUCAUCACUGUCCCUGCGAUCAUGGCUGAUCUACUGUCUUAUGCUCGAAAGGAGAGGAUAUCAAGCCCUGUGAUGAUAGUGACCAAGAUUCUGAAUGGUGGUGGUGGAUUGUCAGAGGAAUUGAUGGAUGGAGCUUCUCAAUUAUUUCCUCGUGCUGAUAUUUUCUCUGCUUAUGGGAUGACUGAGGCAUGCUCAUCUCUGACAUUCAUGGCUCUCAACAAACCAAAACUCCAAGAACCCAAGAACCAACCAGGCAACCAUUCUGGGGGCGUUUGUGUUGGUAAACCAGCACCCCAUGUCGAGAUACAAAUCGGCAUGGAUGGUAAUAACCCUAGUUCUUCGCCAAUUGGAAACAUCUUAACGAGAGGCUUGCAUACCAUGGUUGGGUACUGGGCAAACAAGAAGGUGGAUUCAUUAGAUUGUGUCAGGAACGGAUGGCUGGACACUGGUGACACUGGAUGGAUGGAUAGCGCCGGUAAUCUAUGGCUCAUGGGUCGGCAAAAGGGCCGCAUCAAAACAGGAGGUGAAAAUGUUUUCCCAGAAGAGGUUGAACUGGUGCUGUCCCAGCACCCUGGAGUAGCUAGAGUUGUGGUAGUUGGUAUACCGGAUAGUCGUCUUGGUGAGAAAGUUAUUGCUUGUGUUAGCAUCAGGUAUGGCUGGAAGUGGGUUGAUGCAAGAGCUGAGCACCAAGACGAAACCAAAGAAGUCUCUCCUCAGAUCCUUCAUGACCACUGCAGGAUGAAAAAAUUGAGCAGAUUUAAGGUACCAAGGUCAUAUUAUCAGUGGAGGCAGCCGUUCCCAGUGACCAGCACAGGCAAAAUCAGAAGAGAGGAGCUCAAGAGGGAAAUCUUAGCAACAAUGCAAAUACCCAGCAACUUGUAGUUUUUUGAGGCAAAGAUCGGUUUUAUUAUGAACCAAAUUGUGGAUCAAUUUGCUUUGAAUUUAAGUCUUGGGUUUAUCUGGUGUCUCAAUGACGUGUUCCUUUUCUUUUUAUCUUAAUUUUUUCAGUUGUGGUUGAUCAGGUUAGACUUUGAGAUGCUAGACAGAGAGAGAGAACAUGCAAAUGUGAGCGACUUUGACAACUGAAAUAUUGUCAUUUCUGAGCA